Molecule: messenger RNA, 966 nt
Organism: Coregonus clupeaformis (lake whitefish)
Lineage: Eukaryota; Metazoa; Chordata; Actinopteri; Salmoniformes; Salmonidae
Product: leucine-rich repeat extensin-like protein 5
Exons: 2
Source: RefSeq, a predicted model, not a curated record
AGCUAUCUACUCUCGCCUACAACGCUUCUAGAGCCUCCCGUCCACACGCCCCAGAGUAUCCACCAUCCUCCACAACGCCCCAGAGCCAUCACCAUCCCUGUCCACAACGCCCCAGAGCCAUCCACCAUCCCGUCCAACGCGCUACAUCCACCAUCCUACAACGCCCCAGAGCCAUCCACCAUCCCGUCCACAACGCCCCAGAGCCAUCCCCAUCCCCGCCACGCCCAGAGCUAUCUCAUCCCUACAACGCCCAGAGCCAUCCACCAUCACCCCAACGCCCAGAGCACAUCCACCAUCCCCAGCCAUCCGUCCUACAACGCCCGAGAGCCAUCCACCAUCUCUUUCACCCACAACGCCCCAGAGCCAUCUCACCCUGACAACGCCCCAGAGCCAUCCCAUCCCACAACGCCUAGAGCCAUCCCCGUCCACAACGCCCCAGAGCAUCCACCAUCUCCACAACGCCCCCAGAGCCAUCCACCAUCCACAACGCCCCAGAGCCAUCCCCAUUACAACGCCCCAGAGAAAUCCACCCGCCCCUCCACCGCCCCAGAGCCAUCCACCAUCCCAGUCUACAACGCCCCAGAGCUUCAUCCACCAUCCCGUCCCACAACGCCCCAGAGCCAUCCCCAUCCACAACGCCCUAGACCCAUCCACAUCCCUCGCCAACGCCCCAGAGCCAUCCCCAUCCCCACCAAACGCCCCAGAGCCAUCCACUAUCCCUGCCCUACAACGCCCAAGACCAUCCCCCAUCCACAACGCCCCAGAGCCAUCCACCAUCUCUGUACCCAGACAUCCACUAUCCCCAUCCAUAAGCCUCAGAGCAUCCACAUCCCUAUCCACAACCCCCCAGAGCAUCACCAUCCAUCCACAACGCCCCAGAGCCAUCACCAUCCCUUCUUGCCCCAGAGCCAUCCCCAUCCCAACAACGCCCCAGAGCCAUCCACCAUCCCGCUCCACAACGCCUAG